Molecule: messenger RNA, 4015 nt
Organism: Hylaeus anthracinus
Lineage: Eukaryota; Metazoa; Arthropoda; Insecta; Hymenoptera; Colletidae
Exons: 6
Coding region: 435-2192 (585 amino acids)
Source: RefSeq, a predicted model, not a curated record
GGAUCGCGAGCUUUAGUCGCACGAUCUCGUCCGGAGCCGUCGGGGGCGCUCCACGUCGCGCUCGAAGCCUCGAUCGAUCGACGGAUGGGAUUCAACGCGUCCCGCCUCGAUCCUCUGACGUUCAAUCCACUCCGUCCCGUCGUUGAUCGAUCGCCGGGAUCGUUUUCAACCCUGCAAUCCUUUCUCGACAGUGAAAGUUCCGACGAAAGCUCGGCAUCGGUCAUGGUUGUCGCGAGUUCGGUGCAGGUGAACCGCGUGCGUGCUUCGCACACGUUUGGUGGAUCUUGAGGUACCUCUGGAAGCCGCGGAGACCAGUGCGCAAGGGCGAAGACACUCCCCGGCGGUGCAACGCGUGACCUUCUCCCAGGUUCUCGUCGUCGGAGCUCGCGCAGCCAGUGUCUAUGAUACCGUGAAAGUCCAUCACGCGCGUGAGGAUGUCGUCGAGUGGUGAAUUUUCGACUCUUUCGAGUGGUGAGGUCACCGGGACCGGCGACGAUUCGUUGCCAAGUUCGCGGGAGGCGACCGCCGAAGCAGCGAAUUCCGGGGCCGGAUUUAUGCCCCUGCGCGAGUUCCUGGACAGAUUCUCUCUUCCCAGGGUGGUCAGGGUGGAGGGAGCCGGCGGACGACCGAUUCUGUUGUACAAACAACAACAGAGAUCACUCAGAGUCACGGCCACCCUGCUGAUGCACCGUUACCGUCACGACGUUAAAGUUGGACCGGAAAUCGUGAUCCCGGAAGGAUACCCUGGCUGGUUCUCCGUUGUCUCGAACAACAGUGGUACUGGAAGCGCUAGGGUGUACAGAAGAGUGGGUGCUUUAGUUCGUGCCGGCGUCCCGGCGUUUCUGCUCGCCAAACCCCUCAGAGCUUACACGCUGACACACUCCAAGAUGGAAAACGGCAAUCUGAGGGCUCACUACACGAAAACGACCGUGCGCGCAGGUGAAGUUCUACGACUGGCCGCGGUGUUCCAGGACACGCGGAGGGCGCCAGUUUCCAGCGGCAUUUCCGGCGUCGUUAGCGGCGCCCCCGAGGGUAAGAGUUCAAGGUCAUCGGAACGAGAUCAGUACGCGCAGUGCUUGGAUUCUCACGGGCACGAGCUGUUCGCGCCGCUUUCAGCGAGAGGAGAGUUUUACGCUACUUGCCAAAGCGGAAGCCUCGACACAGGAAGCGACGCCGUUUUGUACAGAGUCCAUCAGCUUGCCAGAAAAGAUCUACCUCUGAGGGUACGGUUAGUCGCUGGACCCUUGCCAAUACCAUUGCCACGAGAUUACAGCGGCCUGAUGCAACUAGAAGGUGCAACUAGGGGCCCCAUAGUCUUAGGUUGCGCAGUGCCGCUGGUACCCGAGAGGCCUGUGCCAAAUUCCACUGUCCCGGAGCUCCUCGAGCUGGUUGCCACAGGACCAACGGCACCUCGCGUGAAAAGGGCGCGGUUAGGCUGUCCUUCUGAAGCGCGGUUGCUAGCCUCGCCGAAGAUGCAGCGGUUACUCUCAGCCUGCAGAAGAGCCCUGGACCAGAGAGCAACGGAACCACGCGUCGCGCCCCCGAAACCACCCAGCAGCAAUGGUCAACUGAAGGAGCUCCACUUGAAGGAGAUCAAAUCGAAAACAGAAGCGAAGCCGAUCCUCCAGAGUCUGAAGGAGGGCCUGGAACACAUAAAGAGAACGACUAUCAGGGAUCGCAGCAAUAGUCGAACGAGCACCAACAACAACAGCAUCCUCGACAGAAUCUCGAGGAUAGCCCAGGGCGGAAGAAGCAGGAACCCCGCCAAGAAGUCAGCCUCCUUCACGUUCGCCGUUCGCCCGGAAAUCGGCAUGAGGUCCGAAAGAUAUGCCAGUUUAGAAUCGGAGACGAAUCUAUUGCAAGCGUCCGCUUCUUCGAGGCAACAGGUUCAACGGUCGGUCUCCACCAGCGUGCUGGAGGUUCAAACCCAGCAGGACCUGGAUCCACCGUACUCCAAGGUCAGAGACAGCCUGACGCCCCUACCAUCGACACCGCCACCUAAAACAGAGGAGAUCUACGCCGAGAUCUGCGAACCCACCACCAGCCCGCCUGAAGAGAAGCCACCGCCACCUGGAGGGAAGAAUAGGACCAGAGAGAAGGACAGGGGCUACGUGAAGCUGGCGCUGUCGCACUCCGAGAUCACUGACGCGAAUACUGAAGAUGAAGAAGGGAUUUACAAUACAGUCUGCUGAUCGUGAUUCCUCCUGGACCAGGGAUUCGCUGCAUGCUCCAGAGACCUGGGCACGAUGAAGGUUUCAGAAUGAGUUCACUGAGUAGCCACCGAGAACUUAGACAAGAGAUUCUCCAGAGUUAUAGAUCGGGGAUUGUACUGCUGGUGAAGGGCUGAAGCUAGAGGUCCUAGACCUAAUCCAGACCUAACCUAGCAAGACCGGUGUACCAACUGAAAUCGAGACCACCGAUUUAAUUAAAAGCAGUCAUUUUAGAUUCUCCAGUUGCUCCGAGUCUACCUUGUCCACCUGUCUACCCAGGCCUAACCUAGCAAUACCGGUGUACAAUUCCCACUGAAAUCGAGACCACCGAUUUAAUUAAGAGCAGUCAUUUUAGAUUCUCCAGUUGCUCCGAGUCUACCUUGUCCACCCGUCUACCUCUCCACCUAGUCGAGCAUUCGUCACUGGACUCGUGAACCUCGUGGACAUCCAACGCAUCGAAAUUAGCCGUCGAAGUUCAUUGAUAGAGAUAACACGCGACUUCCUGGAUCGAACUGGAGAACCGUUCGGGCUGAAACGGUGGAGCGAUGCACCGACGGGAUUUACAACGCCAUUUGCCGUAGAAAUUAUCCCUUCGAGGUCUUUUUCUCCCCUUUUUCCGCGCUGAGAGCAGCGGCGUCCUUCACGGGGAACCGGGCGGAAGAUUUACAAGGCUGUUGACCGGGGAAAAUGAGCGCGUAAUUACGGUCCCGUGCGUGUAUGGAGGAUGUAGCGGGACGCCGCGCGACUUCCGGUACCGAGGAAUCUGUGCUGCGGCUGAUCGAUAUUAUUAGAACCGAUCGAUCCCUAGUAUUCGACGUCCCGAAGCAUCCGCGAAGCGAGAUCCCUUCAUCUGAGAGCUGUGACGGCGGAGUGACUGGACUAAAUUUGUAAAGUAUCGGCGGUAGGAAGGGACGGUGGGUGGUCUUUUUAAAAUGGUUCCUUAUUGCAAGAGAUAUUCCCUUAAAAAUUUGUUGACUGCCACGUUUUUUCGCCAAGAAACAAAAUUAAUUAAUUUUGAAUGUGAGGUUAGAAAGAUUAUUUUUCCAAAAAUAUUAAUCCGGCUGGAAUAAUAAGGGGGUUAUCUUUUUAAAAUGGUUUUUUAUUGUAAGUAGAGAUUUUCUCUUAACACUUUGAUUGCCACUUUUAUUCGCCAAGAAACAAAAUUAAUUAAUUUUGAAAGUGAGGUUAGAAAGAUUAUAUUUCUAAAAAUAUUAGUCUGGCUGAACUAAUGGGAUGGUCUUUUUAAAAUGGUUCCUUUCUGCAAGAAGAGAACCAAAAUUAAUAAAUUCUAAAGGUGAGGUUACAGAAUUAUUAGGAUGGCCAAAAAUUUCAUUCGGUUUGUGAUGAUGGUUGUUUCACUACAGUUACAAUCUUCUUCAAAUGCAAAAUCAUGAAUUUUUCCAAAAGAUAGUAAAAGAUCAUAGAACAAAAUAAACAAUAUGUUACCGAGUGAAUAUAUUUCCUCUUCUAAAAAAAAAAAAAUUGUUUAUGCCUUAAAAUCCGAACGGACUUUUUAACUAACCCAACAAUAUUUUUCCAAAAAUAUUAGUCCGGCUGUCAACAUGUUAACCGUAGUCUUCUGGACGUCUACCGACAUCAGGUCUUCUCAAUCCUAGAUGGACGAGAUGAAGACGACAAUCGUGUACCAUUUUGUAAAUUUGUUGGUACCCCUAGCGUAGCGGCUGAAGCAGCCUCCAGGCAUUUUGUACAUUUGUUAAUACUCUGCGUGCUGGUUGUGAUGAGCGCAAGAAAACAUUUGUAAUUUUCUUACUGUAUAGUUAUUAUUUUAAAAUACACUCAUUUGC